AUCUCUAAGAAACUAUUCAUGCAGCACUGACUAAUGUUUACAGUGACUAGUCAACUUUAGCUUAAAAAUUACCAAAGAUGAUGUAGUGGUGACUGUGAUAAUGACAUAGUUCAAACACUACAAAAGGACAACUCUGGAUUGCCUCUACCCUGUUUACAAAAACACCGCCCGCUUUGUCUUCCCCUGUCUGGAGAGAGUGAGAUUUUCAUUUUAAGAGGCUGACUAAAAAAUGCAGGGCCACUUCCUGGGCAGGCUUCCAAGUGACUACAUCUUUCUCACAGCGUUCCCCAGAGCUCCAGCCUAAGCUGCCUGGGGCGGGGCCUCCAGCCAUUGGUGGCUGGCGAAGCUACCACAGUAACAGUUAUCUGCAGCCCGCCAGAAUUGCUGUGCUUUUAGGCCCUCCCAGAGCACAGAUAACGGCCUUGGUCUUUGCACUGAAGAGACGUCAGAGUUUAUGAUUGGCCAGGCUGGCGUGUGAAAUAGAGGAGAUGUCUUGCCACGCUUCCGAGUAUGAUGCUCCUUUCAGCCGAGUACCCCGGGUGUGGACCCUGACUGCACCUGCCCCAUUUGCAGAUGAAACGAGCUGCCAGUGCCAAGCACCCCAUGAAAAACUGACCAUUGCUCAGGCCCGCUUAGGAACACCAGUUGACAGGCCUGUCAGAGUAUAUGCAGAUGGAAUAUUUGACCUCUUUCACUCAGGUCACGCAAGGGCACUUAUGCAAGCAAAAACACUGUUUCCCAACAGCUACUUGUUGGUGGGAGUUUGCAGUGAUGAUCUCACCCACAAAUUCAAAGGUUUCACUGUGAUGAAUGAAGCAGAAAGGUAUGAAGCUCUCAGACACUGUCGCUACGUGGAUGAAGUCAUCAGAGAUGCUCCAUGGACCCUCACACCAGAGUUUCUGGAAAAACACAAGAUUGACUUUGUGGCUCAUGAUGACAUUCCGUAUUCUUCUGCUGGUUCUGAUGAUGUUUACAAGCAUAUAAAGGAAGCAGGAAUGUUUGUUCCAACCCAGAGAACAGAAGGCAUCUCAACAUCAGACAUCAUCACCAGAAUUGUCCGGGACUAUGAUGUUUAUGCCCGACGCAACCUCCAGAGAGGGUACACAGCCAAGGAACUGAAUGUCAGCUUUAUAAAUGAAAAGAAGUACCGUUUCCAGAACCAGGUGGACAAGAUGAAAGAAAAGGUCAAGAAUGUGGAGGAAAGAUCAAAGGAGUUUGUUAACAGAGUGGAAGAAAAGAGUCAUGAUCUAAUUCAGAAGUGGGAAGAGAAGUCAAGGGAAUUCAUUGGCAACUUCCUAGAACUGUUCGGACCUGAUGGAGCAUGGAAGCAGAUGUUCCAGGAGAGGAGUAGCCGGAUGCUACAAGCCUUAUCACCCAAGCAGAGCCCUGUGAGCAGCCCAACCAGGAGCCGGUCCCCUUCCCGCUCCCCGUCACCCACCUUCUCGUGGCUUCCGAUCAAAACCUCACCUCCCUCCUCACCCAAAGCAGCCUCAGCCUCCAUCAGCAGCAUGAGUGAGGGGGAUGAGGAUGAGAAGUAAAGGUGGCUGGCAGGCAAGAGCCACACCACACAGGAGGGGGAGGGGCACUGGGGAUGCCUGGGUGGUGUUUGAAGGGGAAGAAUCAUGGGAGCUACAGCUCAAUAGGGAGGCCCUGAGCUCUGCUAAGGGAAGGUUGAUCUGUUCUCCCUCAUCUUCCACAUGGCCCAGCUGGGCUCAGCAUGGAGGUUUCCAGCUGGAGAACCUCCAUAAACCUUCUUAGCAUCCUCUAGAAUCACUCUAGUUUAACCUUGCUAAAGAGAGGAGCAGAGCACCCCAGGGAGACUUGCACUGAGUAGGGUGACUUCUGCUUUUAUCCAUGCCCCCAUCCCCAUCAAGUAAACUACCUGUGGAAGCGGCUGUUUCCUCAACCUGCUACUUUUGGCUCUUUAAAGGGCCUUGCACGUUGCCUCCUACCACCCAAGCUCUGCCAGAAUAAAUUUGUUUCCAAUAGAGGUGGCAAAGUGCUUCCGAAAUAGUCAUGUUAAAGACAAAUUCCAGUCUUCUCAGUGCAGCCACUAAGACCUGAUGUGGCAACACAUCAAAUCUUUCCAGUGCCGGGACCAUGGCUCAGAGCCAAAACCUUGCUUUGGAUCAGAUAUAAAAGGUGAUCUAGUGUGAACCCUAACUUCUCACUCAGAGGACAGUGUUGGCAAGGAGAAUUCCACCUAAGUCCUGAUGUGCUUCUGGCUGUACUUUCUCAUUAUUGGUGUGACUUUAUUGUUUUCCAGAAAUUACCUUAAUCGGUGGAAACUGCAACAAGGAAAAACAUCCUGUAUAAAAAAAGAGGAGCUGCUUUGCUUUGGCUCCAAGUUUGGCAGAUGAGAAACAUCUCUCGAAGCUUCUCCUUAAAGGAUGCUACUAUGGAAUGGCUCUUCCCAUUUCUGACCAGUUAACAGUUUCAUAGACCUCAAGUAACAGUUUGAUGUACCAAACACAUAGUAUACUGAUAGGGGGUGCUACCUGCACGUAUCUGUUCUGUGUAUGCUCCAAAUAUGCCACCCCAGGGUGUAUACCAUAUGCAAUAUGAAUAUGUGGUGGUGGCAUUUUAUGAUAUACUCCUCUCCUGCUCUCCACCCUAAUAGCCUGCUGAAAUCCUUAUCUAAAGAACCAUCUGGUUCCCUUGUGACUUGGGCACUUUGUCAAAAGCUCAUACCAGAUUCUUGUAGAAAUAUUUUGUCCCAACCAGGAAAUUAUUAUUGUUCUCAUGGCCUCCCAUAACAUUUUGGGGUGAAGGCAGGUUCUGAAGAGUUUUGCAAAGAACAAUGGGCUAGUUCUUUGAAUGGGCUAGUUAUUGCUGGCUAUAGCUUUGUUAAAUGGGAUGAAGACUCUUUAAGAUUCCUACAGAGUUGUCUGAAGUUACUGCUCCUUUAUCACAUGUAGGAAAUGAGCAGGUAGAAUCAAGGUUUAGAACCAAACUCUUGGGCAGACGUAGAUAUUGCCUCAUUAUCCUGGUAAUGUCAGGCAGAGCUGGGAUCUGACUGAGCAGAAGCCCCAACCAGCAACUUGUGGGCAGAGCCCAGCACCUCUUGUGACAGAAGCACCCCUUUUCAGGGGACUUGGGAGCCAGCCUUUUGGGGGCAACUGAUGAAGGAAGGUGGCAUGUCUUUCCCCUUUGUGUUGGGGUCGAACUACCUCCCUGCCCACCUGGAGACUAGCGGUGUUUGUUGGAAAGCAAAACUAUGCUGCUAAGCUGGCUUGGAACCUCCUUGUUCCUGGUUUUCUCCAGAACUCUGUAAAGCACUCAAGCAAGACAGAGGGCGAGCAGGAACUUGGUCUUUGAGAAGUAAAGUUCUUUUUGCAGUUAAGGCCCUCCCAGAGCAUACUCUACAGAGAGCAGCAAGGGCUCCUUUCUUCCUUUGUGUCCAUUUGGCCUUUACCUUCCACCAUGCCCCCAGGGCACACUGUGCAUGUGUUGUAUGCCUGUCAAUUCACGACUGAUACUUGUAGCAGUGAAAGGUCAGGGGACCAGCUAGCCAAGAAAAGAGAAACAAGGUGAGAAUUAGGAAAGUGAAAAGAGGCUCCUAGAGAGAGAGGAGGAGGAUAAAGAACAUCCACUCUCUUAAACUAUGUCAGGACCUCAUUUUAUAGGUGAAACUCUCUUGAGGAGGCCUUUUAAUGCUGUGACUCCAUGUCCCAGGGUGGGUAGAUCUAUUUCUAACUGAGUCCUGCUCUGGAGCAAACAAUAUGUGGUUGAUAAACAAGUCUGAGUAUAAAUUUGCAGGCCUUACACAGCAUACUGACAGGUGCCACAUAUGUGACUCAUCAGAUAGUGCCACCAUAGCUGCCAAUUAUGGGAAAUGACUAAUAAUCUGGGAUAUUACAGGGAUGGGCCCCAACAACUGAUAAGUGGGUUCUAAAUCUCAUCCUCCUAACCUCUAACAACACCUCCCCUCCUUCCUAAGACCACGAGUCUACUGAGAAAGGAAUGGGAACAUUUCUGCCAAACUUUGUUGAUCUUUGGCCAUCUCUCAGUCUCUCCCAGCCCCUACCCCCCACCUGCCCUGCACCCAGGAGGAACUGGAGUUGCCCUUUGUUUGGGCCAUCCAGUCAACAGUCAUGGCCAAGAGCAAGUUAAGGCUGGAAUAAGAAAUAUAGUAAAUAUGCUGCAAACUUAGUGAGGUAAGCAGAAGUUACAAAAAGCAAGAAAAUAGAUUUUGUUUUGCUGUAGAAAUGGAAGGAAACUUCAGACUGAAAAGAGCUAGAUGAGAGCAGUUUAGGAUUGUGGAUGGGGCAGGUUAUGAAGAUGGGAAAAAAUGGGAGUGAAGAAAUGUGGGAGUGGGAGGGUCAGUAUUUUCUGUUCCCUUUCCAGGGUUAACUUGGCCCCUAAUAGGCAAAGGAGGAAGGUUCCUAUUACAUACCUCCAAGCUCAGUGGAUAUGCAUGCAGCACAGGUGGCAAUCAGGUGCGAGUCCCUGCCUCUCAGCCUUUCACAUUUCAGUGCUUCCACAUCCUCCUGACAGGAACCCUGAAAUCAAAUUUUGACCCCUCCUCCAACUAAACAAGUGUGGAAUUAUAACACCACAGUCACACUGCAUGACCUGUUUCUGGCAAGCAAACUCCAGUGUGCCAGGACCUUACAAAGGCAAGGGGAAGCCAGCCUCAUGAGGAGCAAGACAGAUGGAGCCUAACUUCUGACUUGCUCUGGGUGAAAGAAACAGCAGGGGAAUUUCAACCUUUCUCCAUGUUUUAGGCUCCUAGAGGCUGUGAUUUCAUCCUUGAAGGGGAGGGGAACAGGAAGAGCACAGAUUUGUUUUCUCUCCAUCUUCAGGACUUAUUUUGGCACCCAGUCAUACCCCAGGGAGGGAUGCAAAAUGGCAUCACUGGCUCAGCUGAAUCAGAUGAGCUCCUAACUAGCAGACAUGUGCCUGUUUCUCAGGCAUCCAUGCAGCAUUUGUCCUGGCUGUCUGAUAAAAAAAAUAGCUUAUGAGGCAUUUGCAAUUCUCCUUUUCUCUAGACGCCUCUCUAGUUUCUUUGUUGUGUCACUGCAAUGUGUCUGGGGACAAAGCCAUAAGAAGAGCAUACAUACUUAAGACUCUGCUGUACAUAUAAUAAGACAAGAAGACGAUGAUGACUUGUCUGGGUUAAAGCCCGACCUAAUGCCCAAGCAUUUGCUCUGGUGCUGAAUAAUGUGAACUACUGGAAUCAGUACCCUUCCCCAUACUCCUUCUCCAUCCCCACUCCUGCUCCCAAACACAGCAUUCCCAACUUGUUUAUAAAUAAAGGGAUGCAGAAUUGCA
Molecule: messenger RNA, 5274 nt
Organism: Marmota monax (woodchuck)
Lineage: Eukaryota; Metazoa; Chordata; Mammalia; Rodentia; Sciuridae
Gene: Pcyt1b
Product: phosphate cytidylyltransferase 1B, choline
Exons: 8
Coding region: 489-1538 (349 amino acids)
Biological process (GO): CDP-choline pathway
Molecular function (GO): phosphatidylcholine binding; choline-phosphate cytidylyltransferase activity
Source: RefSeq, a predicted model, not a curated record